AUGCAGAAAGUUAUAUCUCACGUCAACACUCCAAAGAGUACCCCUCAAUCUGAGGAAAACAGUCGUGCACAGACUCCUGUUGGUACUUCCAAUCCAUUCGCGACACCUCCAUAUUCAAGACCUGCCUCGACAAUUGGGGCUCGAUCUGGAUUUCAGUAUGCCGAAGUCCCUGGAACAGGAUACUUUCGAUCUCGUCGCGUUCGCAAAGCAGAUGCUAUACCUCUUCCAGUAAACAAGAAGGCAAAGAAGGAGGCCCUCUUGUGGGUUUUUCCUCUUUGCGGCUUGCUUCUUGGAUUGGGUCUAACUGGUCUCAUUAUUUACUUGAAACUGUCUGAAAUCACACAACACAAGUACUGCCCAGUCCUUUUGGAAGACUUUUCCUCUGGUGCUUUAGAUCCAAAUAUUUGGACAACAGAAGUUCAAGUAGGAGGUUAUGGAAAUGGCCAAUUUGAGCAAACCACAGCAGAUGCCGAGAAUUUGUUCAUUCAAGAUGGGCAGCUUUACAUUAAGCCUACAAUUCAAGAUGCAUCGUUGAUCACCACCAACAAUAUCAUCAAUCUCACCGCCGAUGGAACUUGCACCACCACCUCCAAUAUACUUGUUAAUUGUGUCACUUCUACAAACACAACCAACGGGACUAUCGUGCAACCAGCCAAGUCCGCUCGCAUCAAUACCAAGCUUGGUGCCACCAUUAAGUACGGAAAAGUUGAGGUCAAGGCUAAGCUACCGAAAGGAGAUUGGCUCUGGCCAGCCAUUUGGAUGCUGCCAGUUGAGGAUACCUAUGGAUCCUGGCCACAGAGUGGUGAGAUCGAUAUCAUGGAAUCGCGUGGCAACAACUACACCUACAGUCUUGGAGGCAACAAUUUCGUAUUCAGUUCUUUGCAUUGGGGUCCAGAUUUGGCCAGCGAUGCAUACAAAAAGACCACCAACGUGAGAGCUGCUUUGCAUUCCCAGUUCGGUGAUGAUUUCCACAUUUACGGCUUGGAGUGGACCGAGAAGUUUAUCUUUGCGUAUAUUGAUAACACGCUGCGCCAAGUCAUGUAUUGGCCGUUUUCCAGUCCAUUGUGGCCACAGGGAAAUUUCCCCUUGAGCGAUUCCAAUGGAACAGCGAUCGUGGAUCCAUGGUCACAAACGGGCCGAAAAAAUACACCGUUCGAUCAAGAAUUUUAUCUUAUCUUAAACGUUGCUGUUGGAGGGGAGAAUGGCUGGUUCCUGGAUGGAGCAGAUGGAAAGCCAUGGGUUGAUGGAAGCGCAUCUGCAAAGCUCGAUUUCUGGAAAGCUCGAAACGAGUGGCUUCCUACAUGGGAGAAGAGUGGACAAAUGAUUGUGGACCAAGUGAACAUGUGGCAACAGUGUGAUUAG
Botrytis deweyae is the source of this 1362-nucleotide messenger RNA. RefSeq lists its product as uncharacterized. The transcript is spliced from 2 exons. NCBI's taxonomy places the organism in Eukaryota, Fungi, Ascomycota, Leotiomycetes, Helotiales, Sclerotiniaceae. The record is from RefSeq and is a predicted model, not a curated record. The coding region runs from base 1 to 1362 and encodes 453 amino acids. Gene Ontology annotation, biological process: carbohydrate metabolic process. Gene Ontology annotation, molecular function: hydrolase activity, hydrolyzing O-glycosyl compounds.